CCUUCGCAUCACUUGCUCUCUUCUGGCAGCUCCACCACAUUCGAUGACCUUUAUCCGGCCCAUGGUGCUUGUUUUUAGGACACCGAAUCCAAAACAAAGGUGACUCCUCCGGCAAAUACGUAAAUUAGUUCAUAACAAUGACCAAAUAAAUGUAAUUUAAUGCAUUUACACGUGAAGUAAUUCUCGCUUGAUGAUUGUUCAAGAAACUAUUCUUACGAGCUGUGCGAAGUUGUUUUGGAUGUAGACCCCAAUCUCCACGGUAUCUAGUAUUGGCCUCCCUAGUUCCAGCCUCCUCAUGGCGGGGUUCAAUCUGCAUGCGUGACUGCCGUGAACCGCACGCACUGUUCACGUGCCUACAGGACUCUGUUCCCUGUUCCUGGACAAGCUCCAAAUCAAUGGCAAACACACAGUGCAGUUUGAGGAGUCUAGAAUAUGAAGGAGAUUUCAAAUCAGGGGAAUCGCGUGCAGUCUCUGAGAAUUCUUCGGCAUUCUAGUGACGUUCAUUUAAAGAAAUUAACCAAACAUUUACAGUUCUUCAUUAAUCAUAUUUGUUAUGUGUGCCUUUAAGUUUAUUUUAUUUAUUCAGGAGCCUGUUUUGUGUUUGUUUUUUUUCUAACCUCCUGUCUAAAAUUUCCAAAAUCGUUUGAACUAUAAAUUGAAAAAUUAAAAAGGUCCUAUUUCCGGUUAAAACUUCCCUGCGCGCCCAAUGAACUGUACAGUAUAUUCAUUUCCGGUCUAUAUAUUCCACACCGUGACGAAUUUUAUAGUUGACUGUGAUGGUAUGUGACUGGUCCGUACGUUUAAGGCCAUUUGACAAAAUAUGAUAACUUCCCCGUUGUUAAAACAAAUGUUGACCUCAACUGCCGUUCUUGUUUCCUUGUUUGUAGUCAUUCGGUGACUAACCGUCAAAAAUGUGGUUUCCGCCCGAAGAUGGCGCAGAAUUAUAUGAUUUUGAGCUCGAGCCUGGAGGUCGCUCAGAUGAAUGGGGAUACAUUGACGAAAGGGAUGAGCUGAGACGAUUGAUUCUGUAUUUGGUACUCGAGAAGAAUUCUUUGCUCGUUAAACUACGCGGUUUGAGCGCUUUGCGCGAGGUUUUACAAAGCCAUAACACAAAGCGGGAACACGAACAGACAAAUUUCUACGAAUGCAUUGGUAGCGGUAAGUUGGGGGCGGAAAAUUCUCAAGAGCUGACUCUCAGCACGGGCGCUUGUGCUCAAAUGCAGACACGACAAACCCAAAGGGCUGAAAAAUUGCAAAAGGAUGAAGGGCCGGUCUCUUUAAAGGAUGAUAAGAAGCAAGACGUUUGCACAUACACAGACAGCUUCAAGAAUACAGAUUUGAUCAGAAACUUACAGCAAGCUAAUAAAGAACUCCGGGGGCAAAUCAGGCUGCUUCAAGAAGUCACUUGUGAUUCCGAAGCAAACAUCAAUUGCUGUGAAAGGUGCUCAAGCUAUCUCAAAUCUCAGCUAGUACGUUACAUUUUCAGGACAAGGAAACUAGAAAGGGCUCUCAAAAUCAAAGAUGUGUUAUGUUCUUCGCUCACUGAGAAACUAGAUGUUAUGAGGGAAGAAAAGACUUCGAGAACAACGGAUUAUGCGUCGAGAAACAUGAAUAACAACAGAGUCAGUAGUAAUAACUGCUCACAGCUGGGAGAGGAAUGUAACGGUUACAGCUGUGGUGCUAAUGAACCAGAUUCGACACGAGAGCAAAUAAGAAGUGCUCAAAAUGAAGGAAACAAGGAGAAAAUGGACAAGACGGUGGGGAGUGGCAGUGUUAUUUGUUCAAACGAAGGGCGUGUUCUGAAGACGAAACUCGAGAAUGUGGAGAAAGAAUGCAAUCAGAUGAAAGAUGAACUGAACAAAGCUUGUACAGAAAAAUCACAGCUAGAAAAGCGCUUGAGGGAUUUGCAGGACAGUCACGACAAAGAAGAGAACGCUCUUCGAGUCCAAAUCAAUAAAUUACAGCAGGAAAAAAGGCAGCUUCAAGACACCCUUGCACAGUACCAGACAAACGAACAAAAACAAAAACAAGAGUUUGACCAAGUGCUGUACCGCGCUCAGGAGAUGCAGGAAAUGCUGGAGCGAGAGACACAAGAAAAGUUCGCUUCCAUGGCUGAACAAAAAUCUUUGAGACACCAGGUCGAAAACCUGUCCAAGAACAUGAAAUCUUUACAAGUUAAAAGUGAAGAAUAUGUCCGAUACCAUUGUGAUCAAGAAGACCAGAUUGACGACUUCAAGAGAUUGAAGAAACUUAUUCACGAGAAUGGCUUGCCAAGCAUCGAGCAGCUAAUUGCACUGCAGAGACAGAAUGAAUCAUACCGUGAAGAAUUUCUGAACGAACGGAAAGAGAAGGAACGUGUGCUAUCAUUAAAAGACAAACUGAAGCGAGACCUGGAGAACGCUCAGUCUCGUAUCUCUUCUCUUCAAGAGCAGGUCUACAAGUAUCGCGAACACAUCUUCUUUCUGCAGCAGAAGUUCAAGCAAGAGGGAGGCACUCAGCCCAGCUCCCCGAUGUUAGACAUGCCGUCGGCACCCGCCCAGGGACACAAUCUCAGCAGACUGUAUGGUAGCACUGCCACUCAGUACAUCAAUGAGAUGCUUCUGCAGGGGAACGCCCAGCCAAAAUUUCCUGGUUCGCCUCUUCCUGACGGGAAAAAGCCUGGUUCGGGAAAACAUGGUGACGGAAGUGGCAAACCGUGGCAGUACCAACAGGGAAGUUAUGGUCGCUAUGGGCGUCAGAUGUCCGCGGAGGACUGGAAACAAAGAGCUCCAAACCAAGGUCAAGCCUGGGACAACUUUUACGGUUCGAACCAGUCUCCUGGUAGGCCCUCCUCGGCCAGCAGUCUGUCGUCUGUGCGUUCGGGUUCCAGUUCUUCAGAAGAGGUUCCGGUGGAAGGUCAGACGGACGGUAGAGCACCCUUUGGUAUGGGUGGGAUAGGUGGCCGACGACAAGGCCCUCGACCCUCGGCGUUACCCGAUAAAGCUGUAGAGGAGUCACGUGGGAUGCAACAAAGUUACGGACCCCCGUCUUCACCUUUCGAGCCAUGGUCCCCAAAGCCUCAAGGUUUUGCAAUGAGAGGCCAGCGGCGCUACUCAUCUCCGACUGGCAGCGGCGUCCGUUCACCAACUACUGACUAUUGGCCGACUCAACAGCCUAUGGGAGGCUUUCAGCGGUCUUGGCAAUCCCCUGCAGAGCAGGCGCAGUAUCCUGACACUACCCAGGUCGCCAUGUCGUCUGGGCUGAGGCCAACCGCAGAGCCCUGGCCAAAAGCGGCUACUUCAGUUCCAGGCAGCAGCCACGCGCAGUCGACCUUGGCUACGAGUGGUCAGGGGGACACGAUGACGUUUAUGUCUGGUGGGACUGGCAUGCGUUAAGAUGGUUUCAGUGAGGCAAUAAUCGUUUUCAGAUGCCGUGAAAUUUAAAGAUAAUGGCUGAUAUUCCGUAUGGGGGUGGGUUGGGUUGAGGGGGUUUGUUGAUAACUACUAUUUACCUCAGAGAUUUCGGGCUUACUUUUAUAAAGAAGAGUUCUACUUUUGUGGAGGGAGCCUAUUAUCAAAAUUUAACGGCAUUUGUGGUCGUAGCACUGUGUACAUGUAGAUAUAACAAACCUUUAGAUAGAAUGACUGCGAAAGAGUGUGAAGAAGACUUUCGAUUUUCGAGAAAGCAUGAUUUCACACUGGUGGACCACUUCUGUGUUGUCUUUUUCCUCUGUGUCAAAACUAGUCUUCUUUGUUAACUAUUCAGAUUAAAAUGUGUUUCACCUGAAUUUUCAUUUUCGUGCAAAUUGAGAAACGUUUUGCACGAGAACUCGUUUUGAAACAGAGGUAAAAGACUGCUUGGAAAUUGCCUAAGCAGGCGUGUAGGGACAACAUGUCAAGCUUUGGCGGGUUUGCAUUAUUACUGAAGGUGUGAAUGCGGACAUGCUUCCAGAAGGGAACUACAAAGGUGUGAUUGUCCAUGUUAUAGGAUAAUCAGAUACGAUACUAAAACCAACGUACUUUUAUGAGAAUAUUGUACUCUGGGAUAUAUAAACGGCGGUUUAUUGUCCAGUUAGUCAAAGGAAAGAGUAUAAGUGUAAUUUUGCUCUAUUCUAAAAUUGUUUGUUUUCGUGUUAAUUUGUGUGAAAUUUGGUUUGUUUUUUUGUUUUUGCCAACAGAUGUGUUUAGUUUAAGACAGUGUGCCACUGUAGACUGUAGUACACGUGUUCAUGAGCCAAGUUUUUCCUUUGCGAUAUCAGAAAAGGAUGUCUUUUAUUCAAAUUUAAAUAAGGGAAAAAUCAAAGUUACAAAAUAGAGAUUAUCCUUUUAGUUAGUCUAUCCUUGAUCGGAUUUUAAAGGAAUCCUGACCUUUUAGAUCAAUUUUUUCGUAUUUUCUAAAUUGGUGGAAAAAUAAUGGGACAGAAAGUUUGUCGGAAAACACUGAAUAGCGCAAGCGAAAAAGUUGGGAGCUCGCCACCAUUUGGAUUCUGUGGUGUCAGCGAUAUGGCUGAACGUUUUUCGUAUAUUCUGGUUAAAGAGGUGACAUGACUCAAAAUGCCAGAGCGCGAGAAAUUUUAAGGCCAAAAUGACUGAUCUUCCUCUAUGUUCUUUAUUUCAACAAAGUUUGAACUGAGGCGAGUGUUUCCACCAUUUGAAAGCGACUUAUUCCAAUUGUAGAGGUUUCCGCCAGCGUUGUAUCUGUUGAAACGUUUUUCAUUGGGUAACGAUUGACUCAUUACCCCAGAAAACGUGGAACAAUUUCAGCGCUGCUUGUAAAUAAACGAAAUAUGCAUGGUUGUCAAAACGAUGUGAUACUAUUUAGUCUACCUUCUAAUGAAUUUGUAAGAAAUUGCUGAUAAUUUAAACGAAAAUGAUAUUUACGUGCAAUAUUUGGUGAGAAGAAUUUCAUAUUCAUAUAUCGUCAUUCCACGAAGAGAUUUAUUUUUUUGUUUAAGCAUAGUGGUAUCUUAUUUAUCGUACGGAUGAAAACUCAAACUAUUUGUUGAAUUAUCUUUGGAAGUAUAAGAGAAGUUAAAAAAAAAUAGAGUAACACAUAUUUAACAAGAUGAAAUUAGUAUAACAUAACAAAUUUUGUAGAUAGGUGAGAAAGCCUUUUUGUGCAAUUCAAUGAGAAAGUUUUGACAGUUUUGUAUUAUUUUAUGUAAGGAUAUAUUGCCAAAAGCUUAAUUGGUUUUGGACGCCUAUUGUUGAACAGCAGCUUGAGAUGCUUGUAAUGGGAAUCCUGGUCGACAUAUUUACUUUUUCGAUGGUAUAGUUUGGUUGACCACGAGAAGCGUGUGUUGCAGAAUUAAUUGUAAAUAACGCUUGUUGCGAAUUUAUUGCAAAUAGGCUUUUUAUGUUAAGGAAUUUGUUUGAAGCUACCUUUUAUAAUAAAAAGACAAAACAAAAAAAGAACGAAAGCAAACAAGAAAAGUAUUCACAAAAAAAAAUAAGGAUAAUAAUUACAAUAAUGUAAAAGUAAAACUCUGAAGCUUAGCGUGAAAGAACAGUAGGAGUUAGUAUCAAAUGCAACGGUCAGUUCAAAGCCAUUUUCUUCAGUUGGAUUUCAACUGAUUUCCAUGUCUAUUUUGCGUUAAGGAUGUCUACUCAACGAACUGUUUUUGUGUCUUACAUUUGGGUUCUAACACUAUGACAAAACGAUUCUAAUUCAGUUCGUUGCAGACAGUGAAGAAAGCAUUACUGAAGAACAAUUCAACAACAGCAGCAACUACAACCAACAAACAGUGACAAUAAACGUGCAGAUUAGUACAACAACGAUAAAGCUAGGUUUGGAGUUAUUUCAAAGUUGCGUGACUUACAUUUUUUUUGAUUUGAAUUGUUCUUCCUUCUUAUUGGCCUUUUUUUAUAUAGUCGAUGUUGUUAAGGCGCUCGUGGGACAAGUUGACGAGGCUUGGUCACAGUAUUUUAGGUAAUUCUGUUCAUUUUUGUUAACAAUUAUUCUAAUCUUCAACUAGCUAAGCAGCAAUCUUUGAGAAGCCCAAUCCCGGCCACCCAUCUAAGAACAAUUUCCGAGCAUUAUAAAAAAAAAAACACUUUUAUACAAAUUGACUUAAACUUGAUUAAAGUCAGGCCGGAACUUUUCAAGCUUACCCUAACUGUAGUUUGUUUUGAACUCCUCGAAUUUUGCCCACCGUGCCCCUUUUUGGCCUUUUGAGUUUUUUCUUUUUUUUGAUCUUUUUCUUUUUUUUUUUCUUUUUUUUUUUUUUUUUACAAAAAGACUAAAGUUGGGUGAGCUAGCCUCUUUAAAUAACUGCAUUUAGGUUAAGUGCAACUUUUUUCCGCAUCCCUAGCAAGGAGUUAAGACAUGCUUGAUUAGAGUAGCGGAAGAAAUACAUUGGCGUAAGCUUAGAAUACCCUAACGUAAUGAACAAGGCUAUAGAAUAGUAGUUAUUUUUACAAAAGAAAUGUUAGUGUGUGACGAGAUUAUCGAAUAUUUAGACUUAGUAUUUAGUAUUUAAAGGAGGUGAAUUUUGUAACAGUUUUGGCUGAAUUGCUUCACUUCAGAUUCAUGCAGUUGCCAAACUGCCCAUUAUAGUCCCUGUUUGCUAAUUUUGUGGUAAGAAGCAGUAAUUGUAGUGUGUAGAUACGUAUAUUUAGAAGCUAUUGAAUAGCUCUUUAGGGUAUUUAAGUUUUGUAGAGAUACCUGCAUGACUGCCGUGAAUGACCGGAAAAAUAUUUCACUUAACAAUAUUUAGAUGAAAUCGUUGCUCGCUAUUUGAUAAAUUGAAAUUGAAUCAGAGAUCAAUAUAUUGCCUAAGUAAACAAGGUUUAGCACAAUAUAUGAUAUAUUAUUUAACUUUUCUAGCCACGUCACCGAACAAGUUAUGUGUAGGUGCUAAGAGUGUGAAAAGGUGUAAGCUGUAGUUUUGGGUCAGCAGUUUCUGACCACUUGUUAAGCAUGUCAUGUAAGAAGUCUGUGAUUUGUGACGUGGUCUUUUUCUUUAUAUGCUUAUAAUAAAAAUUUGAUCUAUUAAAUAUGAAAACAAGAAUGAUUUUAUGUUCAAAACGAGAAAUUUAUAAGUUUAAUUAUAACAAGAUAAAUCAGUUGUCAAUUUUCGGAAGUAAACUGUAUUAACCAAAAUGUCAGUAUUUCCCUUAGGCUGCCUCUUUAAGCAUUAAAAUCCGUUUUAAAGUUUG
This is a messenger RNA of Orbicella faveolata, 7136 nucleotides long. RefSeq lists its product as uncharacterized. Gene Ontology annotation, biological process: microtubule cytoskeleton organization. Gene Ontology annotation, molecular function: tubulin binding. The record is from RefSeq and is a predicted model, not a curated record. Lineage: Eukaryota; Metazoa; Cnidaria; Anthozoa; Scleractinia; Merulinidae. Gene Ontology annotation, cellular component: mitochondrion; cell cortex.